UUAUGGGAGCUGUAGUGCCAACAGGCCGUGCUACCGCCAGCUUGUUGCCUGACGUCUGGAGGAGCAUUAUACAUGAGGAUCUCUGCAGAAGGGAAGUCCAUCAUAGACAUGAAAAUAGAGGCCAGACUUAUUUGAGGUUUUGGAAACAUGUCCAAGAAAAGGGCCAGGAAGCGCAGCAGCGGCGAGCUGAGCGACAGUCUCACCCCAGAUCCCAAUAACCUGCUGGGCCGACGGAUCCAGCACAGCUGGAGGGAGAAGGGCGCGCUGACCAAGUGGAAGGGCACCGUGCUGGACCGCCUCAGUGUCAACUCCUCCCUGUUCAUGGUCAAGUACGACGGAUUCGACUGUGUCUAUGGCAUCGAGCUCUUUAAGGACGAGAGAGUCUCUAACCUGCAAGUUCUCACAGAGAAAGUGGUGAACAACAAGAUCAAGGUUCCUCACGACGCAGAGGAGCUGGUGGGAAAAGCCGUGGAGCAUCUGUUUGAGAAGGAGGACGGAGAGAAGAACGAGUGGAGGGGGAUGGUCCUGUCCCGAGCGCCCAUCAUGACCAACUGGUACUACAUCACCUACGAGAAGGACCCCGUGCUCUACAUGUACCAGCUCUGGGACGACUACAAAGACGGAGACCUCCGGAUCUUACCUGAAGCGGAGAACAAACACCUGCUGCCUGCAGACAGGAAGCCCGGUGAGGAAACAGAGAGCCUUGUGGGUAAGCAGGUGGAGUAUGUGACGGAUAAAGGGGUGAAGAGAACAGGCCUCGUCAUCUACCAAGUUCCCGCCAAGCCGUCGGUCUACUACAUCAAAUACGAUGACGAUUUUCACAUCCACGUCUAUGACCUGGUCAAGACCACCUAAAAAAACCACAGACAAAACAAAGAAACCCGCAGCGCUUUAAGUGUCCUGGCCUCUCGUUGUACAGUGUGUCAUGCCUCGCCGUGAAUGGCUGGCUGUCGAGGAGCUGUAUGAAGCGUCCGUGUACAGGGUUUGUUAUUUUGUGUUGAUGUCACAGCUUAGGGAGACGAUUUUUACAACCGUCAUAUCAAAACAGUGUAUUUAUACGUGUGCGUUGGGCAUCAUUUCGUAUGUUUCUAAUCUCAUGGACUAGCUUUCAUUCACCCGUAAACCAUGGAGAAGGUUGCAUUUUCAUAUGUAUGAAUGUUCGGGGAGUUUUGAAUUGUAAAUAGUUGUGACCGCAAAAAAAACAAAAAACAAAAAAAAAGUCACGUCAGAGUUACAUUUAAACGUACAGUGAGACUUUCUAACUGACCUAUUUAUUGAACUAAUACGCUUCCUAACCCAGAAUUGCUGUUAAAACCUUUGAGUUGGUAUUAUGCGACGCAUAUUGUGACUUUUAGUUGAGUUUUCCCCCAAAUCAGAUCAUAUCUGCAGUGAAACACAUGAGUGCCAUUCGAGAGGGUUGCCCGUUUUGUCCUGUAUGAAAUAAUUCAUGCUUUUUUAUUUGUUUUGUUGUUAAACAGCAGAAGAGCACUUGUAUCUGAAAACCAAACCAACCAAACUAAAUCUACGAUUCUGAAUGCCAAGCAUAGCAAAGAUGUGUCCCUGGCGCACUAAAGCAGUCUUGAGUCAAUUUGUAGCAACGGCCAAAAAUGCAUUGGGUGGGUCAAAAUUAUUGAUUUUUCUUUUAUGCCAAAAAUAAUUAGGAUAUUAAGUAAAGAAAGCGUCCUACCCUAAAUAUAUCAAUAUUUAAACUAAAUUUUUUAUUAGUAAUAUGCAUUGCUAAGAAUUCAUUUGGUAAACUUUAAACGCAUUUUUCUCAAUAUUUAGAUUUUUUUUUUUUUUUUUUUUGUACCAUCAGAUUCCAGAUUUUCAAAUAGUUGUAUCUCGACCAAAUACUGUUCAAUCCUAAUAAACCAUACAUCAAAGGACAGACUAUUUAUUCAGCUUUCAGAUGAUGUAUACAUCUCAAUUUAGAAAAAUUGACACUUAAGACUUGUUUUGGGGUCCAGGGUCACAAAUGUCUCCUGUUGAUUGUAGUAAAAAUGAUUUCAAAUUUACAGACAAAAAUAAGACUUGUUAGACCUCUACAAACAUCAUGAGAUCUGCCUUACUGUGAAACAGAUUGGUCUGAAUUCAUUAUAUUCAUGCUCAUGUUUCUGAGCUGAGCUUCAUGAGUAGUAAUGAGUGAUUCUUCAUGUGUCAGAUGGACUCGCAGCCCUUAAUAGUGAAAAAUCAGCACAACUUUAAAUGUCUUUUGUGAUGCUUUUUCAUGGCUUCACGUUUUGUUAUAAAUGAUGCACAGGAGCGUGAUGAUUGCCCACCUGUUCAUGUAGCUGAUUAGGCCUUUUUUCGCUUGUAGCAUUUGCACUUUAUUCUCUAAAUGUAGUCUGUAGCUCCAAAGUGUCCCAAAGGAAGUCAGCAAUUUAAAAACACACUCUGAAAAUAAUUUUUUUUCAGCUACAAAAAAAAAAAGUGUCUUCCUUGAUUGGCAUCAUUAAAACAUACAGCAAGCUAUUUGAACUGAACUGAAAUUGUGCAACUUCUAUAUGAUAUUACUAGUAUAUUUUAUUAACCCAAUCCCAUGUGUGUAUAUAUAAAUAUAUAUAUAUAUAUAUAUAUAUAUAUAUAUAUAUAUGUAUAUAUAUAUAUAUAUAUAUAUAUAUAUAUAUAUAUAUAUAUAUAUAUAUAUAUAUAUAUAUAUAUAUAUAUAUAUAUAUAUAUAUAUAUGGGAUCACAUCAGAUUUAUCCACUACUUACAAUUGACUCGUAUAUGAAUGGAUUUGGUUAUGGAAAUGCAAUGCAUAUAAAUGGGGAUUUCAUAUGUAAAUGUGGGACGGUCAGCUCUGCUCUCUGAUUGGGUGUAUUUGCUGUGGUUUGCAUGUGUUUUUCCUGGACAGACCGACGGUUUCUGAAAUCCUUCAGUACAUGAGCGCUUCACGCAGAUUCAUCAGUUGUUUAUUGUGUAGUUUUAUUUUAGUUAGAUAUUCAGUAUGCCAUUAUCAAAAACAUUGCAAGUUUAACUUAUUUUUGGGGGAGAAGAUAACUGAUUUGUUUCUCAUGACUCAGUAAAUCUUUUGGGCAAAGUAUUGUUCAGUGAAAUGCACAAUUCUUUAAAUGAUUUGUUCAGCUUUCAGCUGUUCAUGUGGAUUGAGUUUCCGGUCCGUUUGCCUUCACAUCAGGUGGAUCGCUCGCUGUAUAUUCUCCGUUGUGCUUUAAAAAACACUUGUACUAUAUUUCUGCUUUGCCUAUAGACAGAAGGUUUGAUGAUUUUGACACGUUCAAGGCUUCACGACCCUCGCUUUUUCUUUCUCCUAACUGUGAACGAGUAAUUCUCUCUGGCUUCUCUGUAAAUGUGUUUUAUCGUGUGGUCUGCGAGCUUCUGCCUGUUCCUCUGGUUCUUCUGUUCUUUUGCUGCUUUUUACCAAAGUUAUGUUUCAGUAGGUGACGUUGAGGAGUGUCAAACUAUGUCAAACUAUUCAUCCUGUCUAUCUGUGUAAUGAUGUUAUCGUAAAUAAUAAAAGAGAUAUUUUUUGCACUUAAAA
Molecule: messenger RNA, 3500 nt
Organism: Carassius gibelio (silver crucian carp)
Lineage: Eukaryota; Metazoa; Chordata; Actinopteri; Cypriniformes; Cyprinidae
Product: spindlin-W-like
Exons: 5
Coding region: 148-855 (235 amino acids)
Biological process (GO): gamete generation
Source: RefSeq, a predicted model, not a curated record